Echinococcus granulosus is the source of this 5268-nucleotide messenger RNA. RefSeq names its product Intersectin-1. The record is from RefSeq and is a predicted model, not a curated record. NCBI's taxonomy places the organism in Eukaryota, Metazoa, Platyhelminthes, Cestoda, Cyclophyllidea, Taeniidae. Gene Ontology annotation, cellular component: cytoplasm; clathrin-coated pit; intracellular vesicle. Gene Ontology annotation, biological process: endosomal transport; clathrin-dependent synaptic vesicle endocytosis. Gene Ontology annotation, molecular function: protein binding; calcium ion binding; molecular adaptor activity. The transcript is spliced from 24 exons. The coding region runs from base 1 to 5268 and encodes 1755 amino acids.
AUGGUGGCGCAUAUUUCGGUCUGGUCACCCGUCCAUUUCUUCCCAGAUGACUGGAAUACUUGGCGGAUCACCUACGAGGAUCGCUGCAAGCACGACGAACGCUUCCAGUUCCUGCGUCCCAUCAACGGCUACAUAACCGGUGAGCAAGCGCGUACCUUCUUUGCACACUCUAAAUUGCCCACUCUACUUCUGGCCAAAAUCUGGGAUCUGGCGGACCUCACCGCUGACGGCCAGUUGGAUCGCAGAGAGUUCUCCAUCGCCAUGUUUCUCAUCAAGAAGUGUCUUGAAGGCAACGGCCUUCCCUCUCAACUCCCGCCCUCUUUACUACAGGAGCCACAACGUUUUGUCCCACCCACUCUUCCUGAUCGAGUUAAUCCACCUACCACCUUAACGUCCAAUAGUAGCAGUGGUGCCGGCCAGAUUGACUCCAGCGAGUGGAGCAUUUCUGCCGCCUUGCGUCCCAAGUAUAAACUCCAAUUCAACCAGAACGACCGCAAUAAACGCGGCUAUCUAACUGGUGUUGAGGCACGGGGUAUCUUUCUCAAAUCCAACCUGCCUCACUCCCAGUUAGCGGCGAUUUGGAAUCUCGCCGAUGUGGAUAGGGAUGGUAAUCUUACCUGUGAGGAGUUUUGUAUCGCUGCCUAUCUCAUUGAUCAAGUGCUGGCGGGUCGGAGACUACCCUCUACGUUGCCGCUUACCCUCAUGCCGUCGUCUCUCGCUCAACAAGGUGACCUUCCUAAAUUGACUCCGAUUGACGGCGAACAGAAGGAGGAGUCUGAGGGUCGAAUGACGUUUGAGGACAAGAGAAUGCAAAAUUUCCUGCUGGGUCAAGCAGAACUGGACAAACGGAAACAGGAUUUAGCGGAGCAGUUGAGACAAGAAGAGGAGCAGAGGCGCGAGCAAGCCCGGUUUGAAUCAGAAAAACAGGAGAAGAUUCGGCAGGAACGCGAACGCGAGCGUCAACGCCAAGCUGAGGUAGAAGCGGAGCGAGUACGCGCCCUGGAGGCUCGUCGACAGGAAGUAGCGACCGCGCGCCUUCAGGCAGCGCGUGAGGAGUUGCGCCGGCGUGCUCUGGAUACGGAGAAGUUACGAGUGGGGGCUCUCAUCAAGGAGCGCGCUCGCCAGAUUCAGGCUCUGGAGCAGGCGAAGGCGCACCGCGCGAGCCUAGAGGAGUCGGCGGCUUCGCAGACGACGCGGCGCGAGGCGGUACAGUCACGUGUCACCGCGGCACAGGCGGAAGUGGAGGCACAGAAAACAGCCAUUCUCGACUUGGCGGCGCAACGUGAUACGGUGGAACGCGAAUGCCGCGAUCUUGCCGAACAUGUGGAAGCGGCGCGCGCAGAACUGCAUCGGUGGCAGAGGGAGGAUGAGCAGUUGCAGCGACAGCUCGCUCCACCACCCUCUGUUGCUGUUGAUAUUACUAAUACGACAGAGCAGCAGAAGACUCUUCGGGCUAGUCUUAAGCAAGUUCAAGACAGUAAGCGUCAAUUGGAACAGCAACUGGCACAGCUAGAGACGGAGGUGUUGCGUGGUGGACAGACACUGGCGAGCCAUCGACACUCAGCGGAUGAGUUGGCCAAGAAGCGCACCCUCCUUGCUACUGAGGUGAACGCUUUGCUGGCAACUUUAUUGGAGCGACGUCGCACCUACCGUCAGCAACAACAUCAACGCCACAAGGAACAUGAAGCGGCGGCUGCGGCAGCAACAGCUGGGAAGCAGAAUGAUGUGGACGCUGCUAGUAGCAUCACAAGUACGGCACUGGAUGCAGGACCUUCGGAGGCCUACACUGCCCUCUAUGCCUACACUGCGACACGGUUAGAUGAACUAACAUUUGCGGAACGCGAUAAGAUCCAGAUAUUCAUCAACCCGCCGUUCGAGGUAUGCGAAGGCUGGCUGUACGGUGAAAUGGGUGGGCGUCGAGGCCUCGUACCUGCUUGCUACGUGAAGAAGGCGUCAACCGACGUCGAUGAGGUCACACCCGCUGCCACUGGCGAUCCCUUCGCUCUGCCCACCACCACUAGCUCCGCCACCGCCUCAACUAAUCCUUUCCCUGCUUUUACAGGACCCGUGCAUCAGCCCAACUCUCUCCCUCUCGUGGAGGACACACCGAUGGCUUUUAAUGGGGCAAAACCGCUCUUCACUUGUUUGGCGUUGUACGAUUUCGAGGCGAAGCUGCUAGGAGAUUUGAGCCUCCAAAUCGACGAUAAGGUUGACGUCUUUGUGGACAACAAUGGGUGGUACGAGGGUGUCUCCCAGCGCACGGGUCAGCGUGGUCUUUUCCCAGCCAAUCACGUGCAGAAGUUGCAACCUGAUACAGAACUGUCAACCACAAGCGGAACAACUGCCCAAACCUUUGCAUUCGCUAUUCCAACUGAGGAAAAGAGAAGUGCUAAAAUCUCACCAUCACCACCGUCUUCCACUGUUUUCAUCAAUCAAGAAGAGCAGAAGGGGAAUGAGAAGAAAGUGGAAAUUGAUUCGGCGAUGAUCACAAUGUCUAAGACGCCGGAGCUAGCCGUUGUAGUAACACCCUUCAUAGCGCAAAGCAGCGAACAGCUUUCUCUUAAUACGGGUCAGUAUGUAAAGAUCCGAAAACGAUCUUCCAAUGGCUGGUGGGAGGGCGAAACCCAGCUACGAGGUCAGGAUCGACAAAUAGGAUGGUUUCCGGCUGAUUAUGUUCGUCUGGUCAAUGCUAACAAUGCUUCUGGUGAGUUAACAACCAACAAAAGUGUUAACUUCAUAUUGCAAUAUUUUUCGCUCUUCUAUGAGGUCUCAAGGGAUACCGUAGAUCAUCACAGACGAGAUCAAGUGAUCAGGAAGAAUUGUGUGAUGCGCAAAAACCAGACAGCUGCAGCAUCAAUUGAACCUGCAUUGGGACCAACGCCAGUGGUUCAGGAAUUAGCGGCUGACGCAGCUGUUGCCGCUCCUCCACCUUCCACUAUCGAGGUUGAACGGCAGAGCUCCGGUCCAUGUGCUUCCACUUCCACAACUACAACAACGUCGGCAGAUCUUGCUUUGGCCUCUAUGGUGCAAUCAAUGUUUGCAUACAAGGCCUGUCAACCUGAUGAGAUGACCUUUCCCGAGGGCGCACUGAUCGAGGUUCUGACGCACGAGGAGGAGGGCUGGUGGCGCGGACGCAUUCAGUCUACCGGUGUUGAAGGCCUCUUCCCUGUCAACUAUGUCAAACCCAUUCAGCCCGACACUGCUACUACUGCUGUUUCCACCCCUACUGCAUCAUCCUCCACUGCCGGUGUCGUCUCAAAACCUUCUGCCCAUCAAGGCGAUAGAGCAACAAGCAGAAAGACUGUGGUAGCCGCUAAGGACACCCGUUCCACGCGGCAGAACACCAUACUUGAAUUCAUCGAAACUGAACGUCAGUACCUCAGAGAUCUGGUCGAGGUCAAGGAGAAAAUCAUCGAGGGCUUGAAGAAGCUGAAUGUGAGUGAAAGGAGGCUUGUACAAAUUUUUGGCAAAUGGACAACUCUGUGUGAUAUCUCGGAAGCUUUUAACAAAGAUUUUCAGGAACGUAAAACACAUCUGAAGAGGGGUCACAAUGAUGUUAUUGGUGACAUUCUCAUUCGACAUCUGCCCAAAUGCAUGGUGUAUCGCGAGUUCUGUGCUAAUCAAGAUCUCGCCCUAAACAAUCUGCAAAAGCUCUGUGAUGAGAAACCAGAUGUGGGUACAUUUUUGCACAGCUGUGAGCGCUUCAUGCGAGUCCAGGCCAUGCCGCUCUCUAGCUACUUCCUCAAACCAAUGCAACGCAUCACCAAGUACAAACUCCUCAUUGAAAAGCUGCUGAAAUACACCCCAGCCAACCAUCCCGAUCGCAGCAACUUAGAGCAAUCAUUUGAAUUAGCCUCCACAGUGUUGGCAGCAUGCAAUGAAGCCAUUCGAAAUCGCGAGUCCUUUACUCAGCUUCAAUGGCUGCAAGAUCACGUAACUUUUGAAGGCGACAACACGUCUCUAGGUAUUUGUGGCGAGGACGACAAGCGGUUGGGUGAAAUGGAGAUUGAAGUGGGAGGUGAGCGUCGGCGUCGGUUGCUCCUGCUCUCGGGCACACUCUUCAAGGUGAAAUCACGAAAGGAACUUACCGCCUUCCUCUUCACUGAUAUGCUCCUCCUUACUCAACCCGUCAAUCUCUCAGCAAGUGCUCUACCAUCGGGAAAUUUCACCCUUCCUCUGAAACCUGACGCUACUCUGGUCAAGGCGAACUUCAAGACCUAUAGGCGUCCCAUAUCUCUGGCUCAAAUCAAUGUAACCACAGCUGCUUCCGUAUCUCCAAAACAGCGUCGCCGCUCCGUAUUCCACAAUGCCAUUUCCCGUUCGAGUCUUGCUGAUCUCUCAAGUGUUGUCAGUGGAGGCAGUGGUAGUGGUAUUGCUAAGGUUACCAAGGAGACCCGAUCCAAACGUCUCUCUCUGGCGAACCUGCGUCAGCACUCUUUUAGUCUCAAUAACCUCAGUGGUGCUUCUGCUGAUGUGGUCGAAAGUGCCGAGCCUACUGCUUUCAUCAUCACCGACGAUGGCGAUCCGAAUGUCCGAAUUUUGGUCCGCGCGCCCACUGAAGCACUGAAGAUAAUGUGGCUGCAAGAGAUACGCAAGGCGGCAGUGGAGUAUCAGCGUUAUCUGAACCUCUUCAGAAAUCCUUUCCUUUCGGAUAUUGGCAAGGGGUCUUUCUUCGCUGCUGUUAUGAAUUUGACUGUCAUUUCGGCAACCGAUUUGCCUAUGCUUGGCCCUAACGAAGACGAGCUGCCUUGGCCCUAUUGCGAGGCGAGUGUAUGUCUUCGUUCCAAACGCACAAACGUCAUUCUAAGCACACGCUCGCCAAAAUGGAACUCUUCACUGCGUUUCACUGUAAAGGACCUUACCCGUGACGUCGUCACCUUAUAUGUUUACAGUAAAAACGCCUCCUCCGCGGCAGAACUGUUGGGUAAAGCGGAGGUUCAGAUGCCCGAAAUUGUGGAGCAUUGUCGUGGUGGUGAGACUUGGAAAAUCAUUUUGCCACUCACCUUAACCAACUCUGAUGCUAUGGGUGCCUCAAUCACUGUCAGUUUCAGUCUUACAGAAAAUGUGGCCUGUCUGGGAGAUGAAGAUUUUAUCAACGUAGGGCCUGAGGUGGAUCCUGAGUAUGCGGUGUGGUUCCAGUUGACCUUCUGGUUCGUCGUGGUCUUCGCAUCGGUUGUUUGGGUGGUGUGUUGCUGGCUCUGGAACAUGGAUCCGGGCCGCGAUGGCAUCAUCUACCGCCUGAGUGUUGGCAAACCGAAGUCGGAGUAG